AUGGAGUCUUUGCGCGCUAGUCGGUUUGAUCUCCAAGGCAAAAUCUCUCGUAUGAACUACGAUAUCCAGCUAUAUCUUGAAGGUCUAUUUCGGGACGACUUCUACCUUCGGGAUUGGGGGGCCAUGCACAAGGCAAUGAUCACAGACACUCUCAUCCAACGUGCAAACGGGAUGUUCCAGUGGGUUCGUUGCCAGUUGGAUAGUUUGCGAAAAUGUGUCACAGCUUCUGAUCUGGAGGCAGCUUUGAAUAGUCUACCGAAAAGUCUAGAUGCGACUUAUGAGCGUAUGUUGCAGCGCAUUCUAGAUGAACAUCAAGAGAAGGUGCAUCGAGUAUUGCAGUUCCUUUGUUGCUCGGCUCGCCCCAUGCUGCUUGGUGAACUUGCCGAAGUUGUAACAGUAAAUAUGGAUCCUGCAGGAGUGGCGCAUUACGUCCCGGAGGAUCGGUUGCGCAGCCCAUCGGAAGUACUCACAAUAUGUGGCAGCCUGGUCUCUCUAUCCGAAGCCGAUACUCGUCGACAGUGGAAUGAUCCGUAUCCGAACCUCCCGCGGAGUAUAGCGCAAGUCAUCCGAUUAUCGCACUUCUCUGUUCAAGAAUACUUGAUGUCUAAACGAAUGCGAACAGGCGGAGCUCUGGAGUAUCGGAUUGAUGCCGACCUCGCACAUAGGUCGAUCGCUAUGAUUUGUCUUGCCUACCUGUUGCGGUUUGACAAUUCCGGUGGGCUAGAUAGGAAGCGCUUAGAAGAACAUCCGGACAUUGCACUAGUUUCAUAUGCGGGAAGACACUGGAUCUGGCAUUGUUUGCGAUGUUUAGGCAAGGGCAAUGACCAGCCUUUGCAAAUGUUAAUCCAAGAGCUUUUUCAUCCUCGACGUGCACGAUUCUUGAAUUGGGUCAAGAUAUACGAUUUAGACACGGGCCAGUAUCAAUAUGGCAGGCCUCUAGACAUUGCGACACUUCCUGGCCCCCUUUAUUACUCAUGUCACGCUGGAUUGCUCGAGGUUUCAGAAUGGCUGUUGAGCCAAGGCGCCGAGGUGAAUGCAACAGGGGGAAACUUCACCUAUCCGCUGAUUGCGGCAUGCGCCGGUGGCCAUACUGAAGUCGUGCGUCUGCUGUUGGACCGAGGCGCGGACGUGGAUGCUGAGGGAGGUGGAAUCGAUAGGACCGCACUGCAGGCGGCUUGCGCGCGAGGUAACGAAACAAUCGUGGAUAUGUUACUCGACCGAGGUGCGAACGUGAACGCGGAGGGAGGAGUGUUCGGGCCCGCACUCCAGGUGGCGUGUAAAGACGGCCACGACGCGAUUGUACAACUGCUGCUGGACCGGGGCGCAGACGUGAACGCGGAAGGAGUUGCGAACGGAACUCCACUACAGGCGGCGUGCGCGCAAGGUCACGAACCACUCGUGCGACCCCUCAUCGACCAGGGUGCCGAGCCCAAGGGCGGGGACACACUGAGUGCUGCAUGUUCAGGGGGUAACGAGGCUAUCGUGCGAUUACUCCUCGACCGAGGUGCCAGUGCGAGCGUUCAUGGUCGUGCCGAAAGCCCGCUACAGGCGGCGUGUCGUGGAGGCCACGUUGCGAUCGUCAAACUGCUGUUGGAAACUGGUGCUGAGGUUAACACCCGAGGAGGACACUACGAGACUGCGUUGCAGGCAGCGUGUUCAACAGGUGAUAAUCGUCAAGAAGAAGUUGUGCAACUGCUGUUAGACAGUGGCGCCGACGUUAAUGCAAGAGGAGGCCGCUACGAAACCGCGCUGCAGGCCGCGUGUGCAGGCGGCGGUGAUUGUCAAGGAGCAGUCAUCAGACUGUUGCUGGACAACGGGGCCGACAUCAAUGCAAGGGGAGGAUGCUACGAAACCGCGUUGCAGGCGGCGUGCGCAGAAGGCGUCAAGUUCGAUGGACGAGUCGUACGACUACUGCUGGAUCGGGGUGCUGAGCCAGAUACGCUAGGAGGGUGGUAUGGGAACGCAUUGCAGGCGGCAUUGACUCAUGAUAUCUUCUGGUCUCAAGAUGAAGCCGCCAAAAUGAUGUGGGACGCGGGUGCCAGGCUUGGUACCAUGUCAUCUGCAGCACGGUCCGACGAGCACCUGCCAGUUUGGCAGCCAUCACCGUCGGGCAAUAUUUGGCACCAGCGCGGCAUAUACACACCGGUCAGUGUACGUGAAGUGUGGCCCGAAGAGUUUCGACGAGGUGGAUACUAUGCAAAACCACACGACAGACGACGAAGCAGUUGGUCUUGA
Molecule: messenger RNA, 2235 nt
Organism: Heterobasidion irregulare TC 32-1
Lineage: Eukaryota; Fungi; Basidiomycota; Agaricomycetes; Russulales; Bondarzewiaceae
Exons: 3
Coding region: 1-2235 (744 amino acids)
Molecular function (GO): protein binding
Source: RefSeq, a predicted model, not a curated record